This is a messenger RNA of Triplophysa rosa, 3297 nucleotides long. It is a transcript of the gene znf280d, whose product is annotated as zinc finger protein 280D. Gene Ontology annotation, molecular function: DNA-binding transcription factor activity, RNA polymerase II-specific; RNA polymerase II cis-regulatory region sequence-specific DNA binding. The transcript has 19 exons. Bases 110 to 2749 code for a protein of 879 amino acids. The record is from RefSeq and is a predicted model, not a curated record. NCBI's taxonomy places the organism in Eukaryota, Metazoa, Chordata, Actinopteri, Cypriniformes, Nemacheilidae. Gene Ontology annotation, biological process: regulation of DNA-templated transcription.
CCAUGAGCCUUAGCGCUUCAUGCUGCUAUGUGUGUUUCUGAAUCACACUGAUGGUGUUUGUAAAUAAAUAAUCGAAGAUUUUAGAAGUCAUGUACAGGUUCUGGAUGAUAUGAGGAUGUCUGAGCUGUUUAUGGAGUGCGAGGAGGAGGAGUUGGAGCCAUGGCAGAAGGCGAUACCAGAAAUCAAUCUGAUUGAUGAUGAUGAUGAUGAUGAACCAAUAUUUGUUGGUGAAAUCUGUAGCUCUAAGCCUACAGUCAACACAAGGCCAAGGGCUGGUAACCAGCAGAGUCAGCGUAAUGUGACGAUCCAAAGCCCCUCAUCAUUGGCAUUGCCUCAAAAGACUCCACAGACUCAGUCUGGGGUUGCUUCAGGUCCUACAAUUAUGUUCAGAGGUCCAGCCCCAUCCGGAGGCAACCCUAUCCUCAUACCCAUCAACCCUUCUCAAACAGCCCCGCAACCCAUCAUUAUUAACAAUCAGGGUUAUAUUGUAGCAUCACCACUCAAUCUCAACAACAGCAGCUCAUUCAUCACCUCUUUGGGGUCACAGUAUCCAGUGGGAACAACUAUCACUGUUGUUCCAGCAGGUCAGCAGAUAAUUCCGCAGGCCAUUGCAGCACCAAAGCCAGGGGUCAUUCACAGGCCUCAGGUGCAGCUUAUCCAGGACAAUGUGGUGACCUUGUCCAAUGUACGGGCUCCUGCUGACAUUUCUCAGCUAUCCCACACCACUCCAGACCAUCGGCCCGCUCGUACCUCGCAAAACAAACCGGGUAUUAUUCCAGCAAGUCUAGCCAAGCAGAAAACCUCAUCACUACAAACUAUGAACAACAGAGAUAAUGGCACAGUGACAAAUGACACAAACAACAGAAUAGAAAAGCUCGACACAGAUUCUGAGUUUCCCUUCAAAAAGAAAUGUCCGAGAUGUCAGAAUAUGUUUGGGCUUCAGGCUUUAAAAAAUCAUAUAAAGAUUUGCUGCCCUCAUUUGUUCGACUCUGUGUUCCCUUCAACGUCAAAACCCGACAAACCGGCCACAGCAAUUGUAGUAAAAGUCAAUGAAUGUGACAAAGGCAAACUUAUAAUGCUGGUUUCAGACUUCUACUAUGGGAGAUGUGAAGGGGACUCAUCUCUGAUCCCAAAAGUCAAGAUAACCACAACCACCUUCAAGUGUAACAGCUGUUUAAAAAUGCUCAAGAACAACAUCAGGUUCAUGAAUCACAUGAAGCAUCACCUGGAGUUGGAGAAGCAGAACAGUGAGAGCUGGGAGAGUCACACUACAUGUCAACAUUGUUACCGGCAGUAUUCAACUCCAUUUCAACUCCAGUGUCACAUAGAGAGUGCACACAGUCCAUUUGAGUCCACCACAAACUGUAAAAUAUGUGAAUUGGCUUUUGAGACGGAACAAGUUCUUCUGGAACAUAUGAGGGACAAUCACAAACCUGGAGAAAUGCCUUAUAUGUGUCAGGUUUGCAACUACAGGUCAUCCUUCUUCUCUGAUGUGGACAACCAUUUCCGCACAGUUCAUGAAAACACUAAAGACCUGCUUUGUCCCUUUUGCCUGAAAGUCCUUCGCAGUGGCCAUAUGUACAUGCAACACUACAUGAGGCAUCAAAAAAAAGGCAUUCAAAGGUGUGGGAAGUGCAGGUUAAAUUUUCUCACCUACAAGGAAAAAGUGGAACACAAAACACAUUUCCAUCGAACUCAUAAGAAGCCAAGGAAACUUGAAGGGCUGCCUCCAGGAACCAAGGUGACGGUUCGGGCCUCACUUACUGGCACGCCUAUGUUUUCCGACAGUUCGAGCAAGGCCUACGUCGUGCCCACAAGUCCCGAAACAACCAAACAUUCCAGCAGAACAACAACAAAGACAGCCAAAUCCACCUUGAAUGGUGGAAAAACAAAACAACCUACAAACCAAUUAAUGUCGAACCGAACCCUUCACAAUAAUGAGCUUAAACGUUUAAAACUUCCAGAAGGGAAAUAUACGUGUGCCGAGUGUCUCACUUUGGUUGUGAAUCCUUUCAUUCAUUACCCUUUGACACUGAAGUGCACCAUAUGCAGGUACAGAACAAGUUGCCAGAAUGCAUUUGGACAGCACAUGAUCAGGUUUCACAGCAGUUCUUCAAAAACAAGAUUUGGUAAAGUGAGGAAGCCUCCGCAUGGUCUACGGAAUCUGACGCUGGUAUGUCUCAAGUGUGAUUUUUUGGCAGACGCCUCUGGCGCUGACCAGAUGACUGAACAUUUGCUCAACAGGCCAAACCACACCUGCCAGGUCAUCAUGGAGCCAGUUGCCAAUGGAGGAGCAGAAAUCAAGAGGUCAUUGGAGACCAAAGACUAUGACCAACUACUUUGCGUAAAGAAAGAUUCUGAGAUAAUGGAGGAUGAGACAGAGUUUAUUCAAAUCACUGAUGUACAAUCUAUAUCAAACAUGGACAACAUGACUGCAGAUGAUUGGUCACAGGUUUUUGAAACUGAGCAAAAGGACUCGGAUAAGUUAAAUGAUGAGACAGUGGAGACCACACCCAAUGUGUCAGAAGAGAAAUCACCCAAGAGCCUUCCCCCUCACUCACCCUCUGAGGCUCCUGUCAGCCCCGUGCGUUCCCUCACUGAUGAAGGUGGGGUAACUCCCUCUGACUUUCUGUGUACAGCUGAUGAAACGGAGUCUGUGAACACGGACUCACAACUGGAACCCCUCACACCAUCUAAGGUCCUAGAGGACAACACCACUGAGAACUCACAAAUGGAGACAGAUGGUUAACUGUAACCCAGUACAAACAGGAACAAGGAUUUCUGGAAGCACAGGAAGACUCUAGAAGCAGCAGAGUUUCUCGUGGCCUCUCUUUCCAUUUUUGAUAAAAUAUACAUUAAUAGGAACUUCGAUUCUGGAUCCAAAAUGAGAUGAAAGCAUUAUGUUUGUGUAAAUAGUCUUAUGUCUAAUGUUGCUGUACUUAUAUAAAUUUUAAGAUGCAGUGUCUAGUCUGAAACGGUGUUGCAAGGGUAGUGAUUGUGAAUGUUCUUAUACAUAUGAUUGUUUUAAAUCUUUUUGCCCCACAGUUAUGAUCUGUAUUUGGACUGGAUUUGGUUUUGAUAGGACAAAGACCAAGUUCAGCAAUUUCUCAGUAUACUGUACUUUUAAACAGUAAAAUGCCUCACGUUUUUAUUAUUUUCAUUAUUUUAGUGAUUUUGUUUCAUGUUUACGUAUUUCAUAGGACCCUGGAUAGAGGAUCAUUUCUUCCAUUACUCGAGAAUGAAAGCAAUGUAGAGUCUUUUAGAGACUGUUUGUCUUAUUCAGUAAUAAACUUUUGU